AUGGCAGUCUUGAUCCAGGCGCUGCUUUCUGCUCUGUCUCGGACCAUUGCCGGUGCGACGCGUGGUGCUCCUCGCGUCGCUCCUGUCCACGUGGUCACCGGAGUCUUCGGGGACCACGAUCCGCCGUUCCUGGAAUAUUGGCCUGUAUGA
Gaeumannomyces tritici R3-111a-1 is the source of this 150-nucleotide messenger RNA. RefSeq lists its product as hypothetical. Lineage: Eukaryota; Fungi; Ascomycota; Sordariomycetes; Magnaporthales; Magnaporthaceae. The coding region runs from base 1 to 150 and encodes 49 amino acids. The record is from RefSeq and is a predicted model, not a curated record. The transcript has 3 exons.